Molecule: messenger RNA, 1587 nt
Organism: Agrilus planipennis (emerald ash borer)
Lineage: Eukaryota; Metazoa; Arthropoda; Insecta; Coleoptera; Buprestidae
Gene: IP3K1
Product: inositol-trisphosphate 3-kinase homolog
Exons: 5
Coding region: 350-1558 (402 amino acids)
Biological process (GO): inositol phosphate biosynthetic process
Cellular component (GO): cytoplasm; nucleus
Molecular function (GO): inositol-1,4,5-trisphosphate 3-kinase activity; inositol tetrakisphosphate kinase activity
Source: RefSeq, a predicted model, not a curated record
ACAACAGCAACAGUAAGCAGUCGAAUGGUUGCUUGGUGGGGAACUGGCUGGUUGACGUAGAUCGCUGCAUGAAAUAUCAACCACAACGGUUUGCACUUCCAUUCAAAAGAGUCUCGAACGUCGUUGUGAUAGUAGUCGAGUUUUUAAAGACCUGCUUGCUUUCUCUGUUUGCGUAGUGUUGUGUAGAUAUAUUUUAAGUUUGCUAGUGUGCUGUCCAGUGAUUGUAUAAAACAGAAAUCUUAGUGGUUGUUUUGUUUCCUUAAAAAUAUAAAAGAAGAAGAUACUGUGACUGGUUCCAGAACCAGUACGCGCCGAUCUUUUUGAACUUCUGUGGAAAUAGUUUCCAAAAAUGUGCGUGUCCAAUAUCGCGAUGCUACCAAUGUAUCUGAACGUUGUAGCAUCUAAAGGGAAAGAUGCGUACACAGGAUUAAUUUCGGAACUGACGUGCACCAAGUGCAGAACGAUUCCGUCGAAAGAAAAAAAUAUCGAUAUACCGGGAUUCUGGAGUUCGCAAAGUAGACCUAAUGAAAAAACCCCGGAGUCGCCAAACACGACGUUCAAACGAUGGCGUAGAAGUAGCGGAAUUAAGCCGCAAUCCCUUAAAUCUAGCUCGAAACCACCCCCGUCGGAUAAGAGCCAAAAUGAGGAAAUGUCGCUAUUGAAAUUUCUGGCAAUUAAUGCCUUAGAUCUAAGCGCGCCAGCGAGUGAUGUUUUGCUGAAGAGUCGAAGCAAUAGCUGGUUCCAGCUGAGUGGGCAUCCAGAUUCAUUAGCACCCGCAGGACCGGGUACAGUCUGGAAGAAAUUGGGAUUUCAUUCCGACAAUACAGAACGAAAGGUGUACGAAGAGUUGUCACAAGAUCCUAAUCUACGUGACAUUAUUCCCAAAUAUUAUCGGGAAGUGGAAUACAAAGGAGAAAAAUUCAUCGAACUGCAAGACCUCCUACAUGGGUUUAGGGAUCCUCACGUGAUUGACAUCAAAAUGGGAACGCGAACGUUUCUGGAAUCAGAAGUCGAAAACACCAAAGCUCGCAGAGACUUGUACCAGAAAAUGAUCUCGAUAGACCCAUCUGCUCCGACUUCGGAAGAACACGAGAUUCAAGCAGUCACCAAACUGCGAUACAUGCAAUUUCGAGAACUUCAGUCUUCCACUUGCAGUCAUGGAUUCAGAAUAGAAGCCAUGAAAACUAGAGGAUAUCCACCAGUCACGGAUCUUAAGACUGUUAAAUCCGAUAAAGACGUUACAAGCACACUAAAAAUGUUCUUAAAUGGUCAUGAGAAAGUGAGGAAGAAGCUGCUGAAAAGACUGUGUGAAAUAAGAUCAAAAGUCGAUAAGUCUGAUUACUUUCAGACACAUGAAAUCAUUGGAAGCAGUGUGUUUAUUAUUUAUGAUGAUGAAAAAGUGGGAGCUUGGAUUAUAGACUUUGCUAAAACGAACAAGCUUCCUGAAGGCGUUACAGUAGACCACCGAAGCCCAUGGGUGCAAGGAAACCACGAAGAAGGCUUCCUUUUUGGCCUCGAUCAACUUAUCACGACUAUCGAGGAAUGUGGUUCAAAGUAAAUUAGUGACAAUUUUACUUAAUUAAAGAA